CCCGGGGCGUCUGGUUCUGCCUGAUUUUCUUCCUCCAUUUCCGAUUUUAUUCUUUUCUUAGCCAGGAGCUGUCGAUAUUAUCAGCUCUACUCAAACCCCUCCCUCACCCCCCCUGGUCCUCGAUUAUCUGGAUCGCUCAAGAGCCGAAAUUGGACCAGGCGCCCGAUCGUGCGCACCGACGACAAUUUCGAGAUCGGGAAUCGAACCAUAUCGAAGCAUUCGCACGAUACAAGACGAAUAGCAGCAACCAACGCUGGGUGGGCAGACCAAAGAGGCCAGUCGAGGGAAGCGGUGAACCAUGGACGACCCGGGACAGUCGUCCAUCACAGUGGCCGUCCGAGUACGGCCGUUCACCAUCCGAGAAGCGGCUCAACUACAGCGAAACGACGAUGGCACAAUAUUCCUCGGCGACGGCUCCUUUGCUUCAGUACCGACGCCGAAGCUUCACCAGCGAGGCAUCCGAAACGUCAUCAAGGUGAUUGAUGACCGCUGCCUGAUAUUCGAUCCCCCAGAAGACAGCCCCGUCCAGAAAUUCUCACGAACCGUCGUUCCCGCCUCGAAAAAAGUAAAAGAUCAAGUGUUUGCCUUUGAUCGAGUCUUCGACGACAACACAACGCAGGCCGAGAUAUACGAGGGCACCACUCGCGGCUUGCUCGACAGCGUCCUGGACGGAUACAAUGCGACAGUCUUUGCCUACGGCGCCACAGGCUGCGGCAAGACGCAUACCAUUACCGGCACGGCGCAGCAGCCCGGCAUCAUCUUCCUGACCAUGCAGGAGCUGUUCGAGAAGAUUGAGGAGCGCAGCCAAGAGAAGCACACGGAGCUGACGCUGAGCUACCUGGAGAUCUACAACGAGACAAUCCGCGACCUGCUGGUGCCGGGCGGCAGCAAGGCCGGCCUUGCCCUUCGCGAGGACAGCAACCAGGCAGUCGCCGUACCUGGCUUGACCAGCCACCGCCCCAGAGACGUCCAGGAGGUCAUGGACAUGAUUGUGCGCGGCAACGAGUACCGGACCGUAUCGCCAACCGAGGCAAACGCGACGUCUUCACGAUCCCACGCCGUGCUGCAGAUCAACAUCUCGCAAAAGGACAGAAACGCCGACGUCAACGAGCCUCACACGAUGGCGACCCUCAGCAUCAUCGAUCUUGCAGGCUCAGAACGAGCCUCCGUCACCAAAAAUCGAGGAGAGCGCCUCACGGAGGGUGCCAACAUCAACAAAUCCCUCCUGGCCCUCGGAGGCUGCAUCAACGCGCUCUGCGACCCGCGAGGAAAGACGCAUGUCCCUUACCGCAACAGCAAGCUGACGCGUCUGCUCAAGUUUUCGCUCGGUGGCAACUGCAAGACUGUCAUGAUUGUCUGCGUCUCGCCGUCGAGCGCUCACUACGACGAAACCCAGAACACGCUGCGAUAUGCCAACAGGGCCAAGAACAUCCAGACAAAGGUCACUCGCAACGUCUUCAAUGUCAACCGCCACGUCAAGGACUUUUUGAUCAAAAUCGAUGAACAAAUGGCCCUCAUUAACGAACUGAGAGCACAGCAGAGGGAGUCGGAAAAGGUCAGCUUCGCCAAGUAUCGGAAGCAGUACGAAAAACGAGACGCCAUCGCACGAGGAGCCUUGCAAAGACUUCGGGCUGCGUAUGACAACGCCGAGGGAGAGCGCCAGGAGCGCAUCACCACCAUGCGGAAAUUGAAGCAUUUUGAGCGGCGCAUCAGCCUUCUCUCCGCGUGGAUUGCAGCCUUUGACACCGUUGCCAACCAGAGGGGGGACGAAGAAGAAAUGCCCCAGAGUCUGGCGGCUAUUCGGCAAACUGCCCAGGGGAUUCUGAUAGAGCUGGAGAAUAGCAGGCAUCACGUCCACCAUAAGCUGGAAAAGUCGGCCUGGGAGCGCCACCUGGACAUGGCCUUGGCCCAUGGGGUCCGACAGCUUGAGGUCGCCGAAGGUAACGACACGGGCGAGAUUGCAAGCCUGACACGCGAGGCCGAGCUUCUCAAGUCCAACUUCAACCGCGAGGCCUAUCGAGAGGUUUUGGAACAGGAGAAGGCGGGUGACGCUGCUAUGAUGCAGAUGCUUCUCACCGCCCAGUUUGAAAUGAUUUCCUCCCUCAACGCAGUCAUGUUGAUGGACGAGGACAGCGCAAUUGCACAUGCAAAGGAGGUCAUUGCUCGCCUGCUCCAGACUGGCCUUACGGCCGCAUCCCAAGUGGUCAAGCCCGAUGGCUCUCUACCGGCCGUUCCCGACAUUCCUGCACCGACGCCAAGACGGACACUUAGAAAGAGGAAAUCUCUAUCAGCUUACAGGCCUGUCGUGCCUCCGGCUACCGUGGCUGUACAGAACGAGCAUGUGUACGCGAGCCCCAUGAAGUCAUUGCCGAAACGGCGUAAGGCACUCGGCAUGCCGAAGAAGGGAGUCAGCUUCACUCCCGUCAAACGAACAACCAAGAGUAGAGGAGUCAGAUGGAGGGACGACGAGACGGAAGAAGGAACGCUGGAAGAUUUUGAGAAGACGCCGCAGCAGCUGUUCAGCUCUCCCCAGGCGGAGCAGCCGUCGCCGGUGGCUAAGAGCAAGAUUCCGUCUCCGCCCCAGUUUAACAGCGUGGCCAAGGGCGAUGUUGCGAACAACGACGACUCACUUGAGCUGUCAGACGCGCCGAGCUUAUCCAUCGCUAAGCCCGGCGGUAGGUUCCAGGCCGGCUUCCUGUCCAGGGGUUCACGAUUGUCAUCGGGGAGUAGUGGGCUGCCGGUGUCUUCGUCGCCUCCUGCUCUGAGUAUGCACCUGCGCUCUUCGAGCUCCCCCGACGUGACCAGAACGCCGCCCUUGCGAUCACUACAGGGGCCCAAGACCGACAACAUGUCGCCGCUGGCCUAUAGCAAAGUCCCGCGGCCCAGUCCUCCGUACCAUCAGCUGCAGGCGGUCAUGGACGAGAACAACCCCCCGAAUGCCUCUGGAUCCGACUCCGAAUCUAGCACAAUCGACAUGCAUAAGCUCCGCAACGCCAUUGCCUCCAAGAAGCCCCGGAGAAUGAGUCUCGUGGGUCAGAGCUCGGUCCCGGUAGCCAGGCGGGUAGCUUCGAUCGCCCCUCCCGCUGUCGAGAGGCCAGCGUCCCGGUCGAACAUGCCCGUCCUGGCCAGCGCCACCAACGGCAUUUCUCGCCUCCGCAGGGGGAGUCUGGAGCGUCGGAAGAGCCCGCCGCUGUUGUGCUCGCCUCCGGAGCUCAGGUCAGACGACCUCACUGCUGGACAGGCGAGGCGGAUGAACAUGGGCGCGCCCAUGCGGCUAGACAAUCACGGUGCGGCCCAACGCGAUGGGGUCGGCCCAGAAGGACCUCGUCGCGUCACCAUCAGUGUCGGAACAGCUGGUGCCGCCGCGGGCGUCUCUGCACACCGGAGGUUGGAUAGCCGAGGAGGCUUGCCAAUUAGGUGAAGGCUUGGCCCCCUGACACUGCUGUGUUCCCCUUUCUUCGUCUGCUUAUAUUGGUUGCGUGUUUUGUACUAUAGCGUCCUCAGGUUUGCUUCAACGGUUGCUUUUCCUACAUAUAGAGGUUUAUACGCAUCGAGCAAUGUUUUG
This is a messenger RNA of Trichoderma reesei QM6a, 3565 nucleotides long. RefSeq names its product kinesin-like protein. The record is from RefSeq and is a predicted model, not a curated record. The transcript has 4 exons. Gene Ontology annotation, molecular function: ATP binding; microtubule binding; microtubule motor activity. Lineage: Eukaryota; Fungi; Ascomycota; Sordariomycetes; Hypocreales; Hypocreaceae. Gene Ontology annotation, biological process: microtubule-based movement. The coding region runs from base 299 to 3421 and encodes 1040 amino acids.